Molecule: messenger RNA, 3088 nt
Organism: Kogia breviceps (pygmy sperm whale)
Lineage: Eukaryota; Metazoa; Chordata; Mammalia; Artiodactyla; Physeteridae
Source: RefSeq, a predicted model, not a curated record
UCAUUUAUUAGUUUUGUGACAUUGGGCAAUUUAUGUAACCUCCCAGAGCCUCAGUUUCCUAAACUGGAAGGGUUUGAUCAGAUGAUUUGUAACAUUAUAAAGAAUGUUGUAAAAUUUCUUGUUUGCUUUUGAGUGGGGUUUACUUUUGUGUUGUGUGGGGAUAGGGAGUUGAGGCAAGCAAAGGGAAAGAUGAAAAGAGGCAGGCGGGCGGACAUGGAAGGAAGAUGGGCGGAAGUACAAAGGAGGACGGAGAGAAACCGGGAGUGCCGAUGGGAAACAAAAACCCAGAGAGCAUAACAAAGGAAAACAGACACAAGGAAGGUUACCCUGGAAAACAGAUGACUAGACUUAUUAAAAUCAUGGCUGACUAUCAUGGCAGUGGCUGUCACCACGGGCUACUUGGAAAGGAAGUUAUUGUGGUGAUCAGAAAUAUACACCGAAGGAGAGGGGAUGAAAAUAACGAGCCUCUGACCCCAGGUUAUCAUGGAUUCCCAGCACGGGACAGCCAGGGUAACCAGGAGCCAACAACAACUCCUGACGCAAUGGUUCAGCCUUUUACUACCAUCCCAUUUCCACCACCUCCACAAAAUGGGAUUCCCACAGAAUACGGAGUGCCACACACUCAGGACUAUGCCGGCCAGACCAGUGAGCAUAACCUGACCCUCUAUGGAAGCACGCAAGCCCACGGGGAGCAGAGCAGCAGCUCACCCAGCACGCAGAACGGAUCUCUGACGCAGACAGAAGGGGGCGCACAGACAGAAGGCCAGCAGUCACAGACGCAAAGUAGUGAAAAUUCAGAGAGUAAAUCUACCCCUAAACGCCUGCAUGUCUCUAAUAUUCCUUUCCGCUUCCGGGAUCCUGACCUCCGGCAGAUGUUUGGGCAGUUUGGCAAAAUCCUAGAUGUAGAAAUAAUCUUUAAUGAACGUGGCUCUAAGGGAUUCGGGUUCGUAACUUUCGAGAAUAGUGCUGAUGCAGACAGGGCCAGGGAGAAAUUACACGGCACCGUGGUAGAGGGCCGUAAAAUCGAGGUGAAUAAUGCUACAGCACGUGUAAUGACCAAUAAGAAGAUGGUCACACCAUAUGCAAAUGGUUGGAAAUUAAGCCCAGUAGUUGGAGCUGUAUAUGGGCCCGAGUUGUACGCAGCAUCCAGCUUUCAAGCAGAUGUGUCCCUAGGCAAUGACGCGGCAGUGCCCCUGUCAGGAAGAGGGGGCAUCAACACUUACAUUCCUUUAAUCAUUCCUGGCUUCCCUUACCCAACUGCAGCCACCACGGCGGCCGCUUUCAGAGGAGCCCACCUGAGGGGCAGGGGGCGGACAGUAUACGGUGCAGUACGAGCGGUACCUCCAACAGCCAUUCCCGCCUAUCCAGGUGUGGUUUACCAGGACGGAUUUUACGGUGCUGACCUCUAUAUAGAAUCUGCAAACUGCUUCAGAUCAAACAGGGUGGAUACGCAGCCUACAGAUAUGCACAGCCUGCUACUGCAACCGCUGCCACCGCCGCCGCCGCCGCCGCCGCCGCUUACAGCGACGGUUAUGGCAGGGUGUACACGGCCGACCCCUACCAUGCCCUUGCCCCUGCCGCUAGCUAUGGAGUUGGCGCUGUGGCGAGUUUAUACCGAGGUGGCUACAGCCGAUUUGCCCCUUACUGAAGUGACGUGAGACCCCUGCAAGUGGGACAGCCCCCCAGUUCAUGAGGCCUGGCUAUUGCAAUAUUUACUAGUAGAGGAACUCUAUAGCAAGAUGAAGAGGAAAAACAAACAAACAAAAAACACAAAAAAAGAGAGAAUACUUUUUUAUACCUCACUAUGUUCUUUGAAUAUGUAUUUUUCCUUUAAAUUUCUGCCUUUAAUUCUUUUGUUCCAAAGAUUGUGCAUUUUUUUCUUUUUUCUUUUUUUAACUGUGGUAAAAAAAAAAAAAAAAUAACGCAUUUCCAUGUCUGUAUGUCCGUGCUUAGCUUAUUCUGUCAAUCACGGAAGAGGCAGUUAAUGAGGAAGGAGAGACAUUAGGAGCUGAUAAAUGCGUCUGAUCAGAAAUCAGCAGACAGAAUUACCAAAGUGUAUCUGGUGCUGAAUGGCUGUGGGACAAGCAGAAGUGAAAGAGAUCUCUCUGCAACAGGAUAUCCUUCUAGUCUUCUGAGUUUCUGGUCUUUGGCAGGCAAUUCUGAAUGGCUGUGGCUGGAAUCCACAUGCUAAUAGACUAUAGGAAUGUGUGCUGGCAAAGCAGGAGAAUCACUAAGACACUUUCCUCUCCUCUUCCCUCCUGUCUCCUCAUUCUCUUUACAAUCAUCUUACACGCAAGGCCUGAGACAGUUGGCAUCGUUUUUGGAAUUAUAGUAUUAAUAUUUCCAGACAUGCGCUCAGACUGUGGAUAAUAAACACCUCAUUAGGAAACCGGUCUCGGAAUGAACUCUGGAGUAUGAAAAAGAUCACUCUUUUCUUUCCUGUAAACCCUAGCAUUCCUGCUGGGCUGCUUUUCCUUUCGUUGAACCACAGCUUAGCUCAUCUCUCCUUUUAUUAACACCCUGCUCCCAUGUCCUUGAGAUUCAGGAAUUUAGGACCCAGGGACAGAAGAAUAAGUAGCCAGUGGCCAGAUUUCCCCCGAGGUGUCUGGGCACGGCUUGAGGGCUAGAAGUACAAAUUGUCACGCACCAGUGAAGAGGGUGAGGGCAAGAAAAGGGGUGUUAGACGAUGUCAGAUUAAGGCGCCCUGAUAUUCCCGAUCUUUCUCUUGCAUCAAAAAGUCAGUACAAAGAAAACAUAAAAUAAAGGCUCUGGUGGCAAAAGAUAAAGCAUCGAGCCCUAGAUCCGCUGUCCCUGGAGGUCUCCGUGAGUAGGGCAUGUGAGGGCAGGCAGAGGCACUUUGUACACGCUCCAAAGCCAUAGGACUUUUCAUCUUCCAGAGCCUUUACGAGUCACUUCUGUCCACAGUCUGGAGCCCUCGUGGCCAUUCCACCCAGCUUCUCACUCUCCUCCAAAGACACCCAGCUGAGCACCUGGACCGCUUGGUACUCAUGAACACUACAGGACAUGAUGACACAAUCCCCGGAGGCUGCUCCCCUCCCGUACACGAAUGAGAGUCUGAAACGGCCAG